AUGGGUUGCGCCCUGAGUGCGGAGCCUUGCUGUGGGGAGGAAGCGGAGCCUGUGCCCUUGGUGAGAGGGUCACUGAAGCGUCGAGGUCCAGAGAGGUCCAACAGCGGCAAGAUGAAGCUGACCAAGGUGAGUGUCUGGGUGGGCUUGUCUAGGGGUAUUCAUGUGGCCACAGCUGGUCCAAUACAAAACAGCUGUGUUUUAGGAACAUUUCAAAACCUGGAUGAUAAUUGCAUAUAUAUAUACAUCAAUUAGUGUGCAUGUGUUUAGUCUGUGUAUAUUAGUGUGCUUGUUACUUUGAGUUGUGUCUGGUGUCUGUGCCCAUGUUUGGGUGCAGGGUUCGAAUUACAAGGGGCUACCCCCAUAACAAAUCAUGGCCCCCUCAUCAGAAUGGAAAUUGUCAAAGAAAUGUUGGGCAACCCCAAGAGACGUCGGGCACCCCCAAGAGUCUGUGUAUAAUUGGAACCCUGUUUGGGUACAUUAGUGUUAUUGUAAGUCCCCAUGGUUACAGCACAUGCUGUGGAGUGUGGGAAUGCUAAGCCCCCUGGAUGACGUCAGGCUAUUGCAUCCAACUGACCCGUCAGUAUGGGUGUGGGAACUGGAGUCUACUGUCAGAAUGGAUCAUUCUCUUCUCAUGCUCUCAAGCUAUUCAUUUAAAUUAUUAUUUACUUAUCACAGAGCCGAUGUACAGUAUUGGUGGCCUCUGAGGAACUUAUUUCAUUUUGACUGGUUUGGCUGCAGCUGUGAACGUCAAAAAUGCUCCAGGAACAGAUAAGUAUGGAAGAUAUAUCAUUGACUUCUUAAUAAAUACACUUUACAACGGUGUCCUACUGGCGAUGCCUGUUUUCCUGUUUGCUAGAAUGGCAAUGCUUUUUAUUGGGUGCCAAAGGCAAGGUGAUGGUUAUACUGGUAAUUGUUUUUCAGCCUCACAAGUCAUGUGCUAUGAGCCAUGAUGCGUCACGGCUUUAUUAUGCUGCUGGCUACAGUACAUCCAAUGAGUGGGCUGGCUGUGUUGUUAUCAUAGAGAAGCUCCAUUAAUGGCUUAUAGUAUUAAACGACUUGGCAGGUAAAAGAGAACACAAUUUGCUGUAGCCAAAUAAACAACAGGGAUCAAAGCCAGAGGGAUUAUUUCUGCUUGGCAAUUGAAUCUAUCUUGAUAUGAUACUCACUCUUUCAAAGCCUAUCUUGAUCUCCAGAGAACAUUGUGAUAUUGGCCCCUCACCCUAAGACAGAGCUGGGCAGCUCUCCAUCUCUUGAAUGUGAAGAUAGAGUACAACAACACUGUAGUGACUCUUAUAGAAUAGAUGACUAGAUAUCCCUCUUGUUCCACCUGUUACUGUGGUUUACAGAUGUAACACAGCGGUUCUGCAGGCUCAGAUUACUCAUCCCUUCAAUGGUCACAAGAAAAUUGUUUGAAUUCCUGAAAGACCAACUACGCUUUAAACUGGCACUGCCUUACAGCAACCAUAUUCCACGGGCAUUUUCUACACACCCAACACAGGAAAGAGCAUUGGCGGAUCAAUGGUAAAAAUAGCCUCUACGAUCCAUAAUUCUCACUCAGACAUAGACACAAAUACACAUAAACACACCGUUCUGCUGGCACACAUAACCACAAACUCACUCACAUGGAAACACUCACAUCCUGUUAUCUGUGGUCAAACUAUAGUCAAUCUUUGACUAGACUUGACUCCUCUGGUUUAGAACAAUAAUAUGUCCAAAACUGUUGUUGAGGAAUGUUUGUGUGGGGCAGAGUAUGAGAUGAAAGUAGAGAAAUGGGAAAAGGAAAUAUAAAGCCUUUCCUUUCUCCAUAACCUGCCAUCCCAAUAAAUCCCAGAUCCACCCAUUUAAAUAACAGAACCCCUGAAGAUAAUAUUUUAUCCAAAAGAGUGUUUUGAAAGAGUAGGAAAUGUUUUGGGAAUGAGCUGGAAUUUGGCAGGAGAGUAGGGAGGGCACAUAAAGGAAGUGGGAUAUGAUUCAGCAUUUUAUUACUCUCAUGUAAAAUGAAAGUAAAUAUUCCCAAGAUACAUACAACCCCAAAGAGACCCACUCAGCCUAGCUUUGUUUACUCUCGUGCAUAUGUAUUUAUAGUUUACUCUCGUGAGUAUGUACUCUCUCGCUCUCUCUCUCUCUUGCUCUCUCUCUCUCUCUCUGUCUGUACAGCUGUACCUUAUCCACCUUUGGCUUAGCACUGUCUUACACAAUCAUUCCUCAAGCAAUACAGCUCCCCCUUCACUCCCUUUUCCCCCACCCCAUUUCCUCUUGGCCAAUGUUCCCACUCUCUAAACCUUUUUCAUUUACCUCCAUGUUGCUCCAUGCAUUUCCCCUAUUCCCUAAAGUGUUAUAUCCUUUGCAUUUAGUGAACUUAAGCUAAAAGCAGUUGAUGCCUAUUUUAUUUUAGAGGUAUCAUUCUAUAUGUUCAGUACUGAUGAGGAUCAGCCAGGCUCACUCGGACUCAGUUUCUCAGUAUCUCUGCACAGUUAAAGUUGUAAUGGUGGGAGGCAGUUCUGCCUGAUUUGCUCUUUACACAGGCUUAUCCGCCCCACUAUUUGAGGUUCAAAAGCUGUUGCUCCCUCUUCCUCUCUAUUGUAGUUGUCUCUGUCCAUAUAUCUUUCUUUGUAAAUAACUACACAUGUCCAUCCCCAGGUUAGCGUUUUUCAUCAUGAAUCUUCCUCUGGAGGCAGCUCUGCAGAGUAGUCAUAAAAUCUUAUUUUAAACCUAACCUUAUCCCUAACCUUAACCACGCUGCUAACCAAAAUGCCUAACCCUAACUUUAAAUUAAGACCAAAAAGCUUAUUUUUGUUUUCAUAAAAUGUUACAAUAAAGCCAACUUGUCUAUCUAAGGGGAAAUCGCUCAGUUCUGCCUUCAGGACCAGACUCAUGACAAUAAACCUGCUGUCCAUCCAUGUGUCUAUGUGUAUUUGAGGAUGUGAGAAUAAAAUGUGUUCUAGGGCCAAUUCAACAGGUGUAAUUAAACCCCAUCCCUCAUCUGUCCCCCAACCCCCCAACCCCAUCCCCCUCUCUAAGUCCCAGCAUCCUGUCAGCUCGAGGAGGUAACCCUGUAUUUUGUUAAUCUCUCCCGUGGCCUUCCUGCCCCUCCCCUCUCUCCCCAUCUCCUCCCCUCCUCUCCAACAGAAAAAAGCUACAGACAAAUAAACGUCCCUGGUCCCUCCGUUUUCAUAUGAGACAGAAAUUCCAUGGUGCUUAGGUGUUUUUUUUAACGGCUGGACUGAAUUACCCUAUGUGUUGUUCUGGGAUUCCUGUGAGUUACACUCAAAUUAUGUAGGGGUUAGAUAGACGUAGUCAUGUUUCUAAUACUUUCCUAUUUAUGAAUAGUUAUAGAUCAUGUCAAGGUCACAGAUUAUUGGUAUUGAUCACUAUUCUCUUGUGCAUUAUAGCAAUUAUGGCAAUUAAUAGCUUCAUCUUGGCUUCUAGUUGGCUGGGUAGAAAUAUCGACAUAAUGCUUCCAUCUAUCCCAUCCUCUAAGAUCGACAGAUGUGGCUGUGGAAUAGGGGCUUGGAGUCGAUUUGGAACUCACAAUACCACCUCUGGAUUCUGUGAAAAUGUGCUACGCCACAGAACUGACGCACUUGCACACUACUUGUUGCACCUCUCUCUUCCCCCCACGUGGUGUAGCUCUUGAGCUAUUGGUAACAUGGAACUAGUUUGGCUCCCGAACCCCUCCACAGUAAAAUGUCCAAUUAGAUCUUUAGGCUCCCCUCUCACCUUUAUUAUGCCAAAAAAGUGUGUGUGUGUGCUUGUGCGUAUGCGUGUGCACUGUAUAUAUACAUAAUAUGACAUUUGAAAUGUCUUUAUUCUUUUGGAACUUUUGUGAGUGUAAUAUUUACUGUUAAUAUUUAUUUCACUUUUGUUUACUAUCUACUUCACUUGCUUUGGCAAUGUUAACAUACUUUUCCCAUGGAGAGAGAGAGAGAGAGAGAGAGAGAGAGAGAGAGAGAGAGAGAGAGAGAGAGAGAGAGAGAGAGAGAGAGAGAGAGAGAGAGCAACAUAACCAUAUGAGCGGCAUUUUGGUGAGAGAGAGGGCUACAUAACCAUAUGAGGGGCAUUUUGGGGGGAUUGUGUCUGGAGAGUUUAGAAAAUGUAAUGCUGGUUAACAUGCAAUGUUGGGACCAUUUUGACUUGCCCCCAGAAAUUACAUUUCUAAUUCCCAAUCCUGACCAAUCCUGGGGAAAUAUCUUCACUCUCCCCUCCCACAGCUGACCAAUCACAGAGGGAAUUCCAGUAAUACAAUUCCACAAUGGCCUUUCCUUUAAUGGCUCCACCCAUAGCGACAGAGCAGAGGGAGACUAAAAGAAACAAGGUAAUUUUUAGUUGCAAACUAUGUUUUGAGGACUUUUUGGGAAUGUAAGAGAACUUUUGAACUAAAAAGUCUAACUCGGACCUAUGCCUCGAGGCAUAGACUUAAAGGAAAAAGAAAUGAAUAAGGUAAGAAAAUAAUGGAAAAGUAAUUAUUAUUAUUGAAAUGUAUUUUUAUUGUAGGACUAGUAUUACAUAGUACUACUUAUGGUCCAUCAAAUAAUGCAAAUUCGUGAGGGAAUCAAAGUGUUACAUUGGGGUGUGGGGAACUGUGCAAGCAUCCACUUUGACAGUAUUCAUCCCAUUAAUUUGCGCAUGCUGCGCUUGCCAUCUCCCUCAAAAUGUUGUCAUGCUGAUAUAAAUAGUUUAUAGUCUCUUGUCAAAUGUUCCAGUGCUGUUAUUUUUUUUCAAACAGUUAUAUUUUUCUGUAAAUGUUCUUGCGAAGUUAGAUUAGUGGAUUAGUCAUCUUUCCAAACUCUACCGUGUCUUUACGCGGCUCACGCUUGUUCUUUGACAGUAUACCCCACUAGUCGAAGUUACACAGCAGCACAUGGACAGGGUUAUUUGUCCGACUGAAUGAGAUGUUCGAGACUCUACCACAGGAUAAUCAUCCUCUGGCAAACUAUACUCAAUUGAAAUUCCUUCUAGAGUAGAUUACUAGUAUUGUGGAUGAAUAUCCUAGCCUUAGUGUAGUCAAUUUGCCCAAUUACAGUAUAAUCCGAUGUCAUAGCAUUGUGCAGUAUUCUUGCAGAUCUGAUACAGAAAGCCUAAAAGGAAAGUGGCAAAAGGAUCAUAUGACUCCAUGCGCACCACUCCCUCCCCGUCUCUCCAUCUCCAAUGUGUUCUGUGUUUAUUACUGCGUCAUAGCAAUUUCCCAAUGAAAGUGAAUUGUGAUCUCCUUAGAGGUGUUUGUGUGCUUGUGUUUCUGUGUGUGUUUAUGUGUGUCUGUCUGUGUUUGCGGGUGUGUGUGAAUGUCAAUUUUAAUAACCAGGUGGUGAUGGUAAGCCAGGUAGUGGGUGUGUGCUUUCUUGCAUGUGUUGUGUGUCUAGCUUGCUUGUGAGGAGGGGAGAAGUGGAUGUAUGCUUAACGUAUCAUCCAAUCAAUCAACUCCAAUAUCAUAUUCCCAUGUCAAAAGUUCCUGUAAGUUGUGUAAUAAUAACAUGAGGGAAACCACAGUGGAUAGGUAACACCAUAACAUUGUCCAAUCUUUCCUUUGGCAGUGAUAACAGUGUUACUGCUAAUAGACUGGCGCUGCUGUGUACUGCAGUGACCUGAGCAUGUCAUUUAUCAGUAGAUAGAUAGGGCCCAGCUCCAGCAGCACAGUGUUGUGGUUCAGACUUAGAGGGAGAAAGGAGCAGAGAGAAGGUAGAACCAGCCCAAGUCUCAGCGUAGGAUUACCUAUCUAGGAUCAGUUUUGCAUUUUAGAUCAAAAUGAAUAAGAAUACAAUGGAAAGAGGGGACCUGAUCUUAUAUCAGCAGUCCUACCCUGAGAGAUAUGAAUACGGCCCCUGAACAGCAGGCUGACCACCAGAGGUUAAAACAGUGAGGAGGGCUACACAGGAAGUGUGUCAUGGCGCAACGCUGACCUCACCACUGGAACAAGCUGUCUCUGUUCCCUCCACUGCCUGUCCCACCCUUUUGAGACACACUGGCCUUCUGUGACGGGAGGGAGGCUGCACAGAGAACACACACACACGUGUACACACACACACAAACACGUGCACACACACGCACGCGCACACGCACACACAUUCAAACACACACACAGACACACACACAUCCGCAUCUUUAGACUUUCUAUUACGGGGAGGGGAAUACAGAGAGAACACACACAAUUAUGCACACACACACACACACUUGAUCUCCAUCUGUGACACACUGGCUUUAAUGGAGGGAGGGGUACUGUACUGCAGACACACACGUAUACACACACAAUCCAUGUAACAAUAUGAGUCACAAAGACUCAUAGUGGAGAGAGGAUGGCAUAUUACAAACGUUAUUAUUCUACCGUAAUCAUUUGACCAGAUGGCACAUAAAGGAUGAUGCUAUCUGCUCUUGCACUGAACAGUGAACACUCAAAGCUGCGCUGCAGCUCAUCUCCUUCAACUCUUCUCCCUCAGCUGCUGGAGCCCCUCAUCCAGCCAGUGCAUCACAACAUCAGAGGAGUUGACUUGCAGGUCCAAAUACAGCUUCAGUUGUUUAGAUAUUGGAGUCUAAAGGGAAACCCAAGAGAAGACCUACCCUUAUGGAGUAUCUCUAUAGUCCAGCUGCCUUGGGCCCCUGGCCUCGUUUUAGCCUGGGGUCAGUGGGUCCAGUCCGGUAGAGAGUGUGCCACACAAUACCCAUCAUUGUGUAAACUAAAUAUCAACCUAUUUUUGGAGGGGAAGAGAGAGUCAGAGCAUCCAGGGGGUGUGUAGGGAUGGAUGUGUGUAGCAUCUGUGUGUAUGUGUCGGCUCCUCCCUUCAAUCACGCUUCUGUUCUGGGGGCAUCUGGUAGACAGGGAGAAGGAAGGGGAGGGAUUUAUUUUCAAAAAGCGGUUCUUUGACUAAGGAACUUCUGGGUUUCUGGGCUGGACGACAAAAAAUAAGAGAACAGGACCCUCUUGUGUGCUGAACUGCUGUUGAUGCCUGGGGGACGAGGGUGGGUAGGGGAAGAGGGGCUGUCCCAGAGCAGACGGGAGACACAGGGACUUGGCGAUAAAGGCUGUCCCAUUACACUGACUGACUACACAUACAGUCAGGUUUGUGAGGUAGCAACUCACUGGUGUGUACUUGAAGGGUGUUUUUAGGAGAGGAGGGGUUGUAACAGAGAACUGUCUGCAAUUAUUUUACCCAGUCUGAAGUUCUAUUUGGGCGGCUGACGAGGUAAGACGUUAUGCAUGCCCAUUUUAGACCUACUUUGCCAUGAAGGUGAAUGGGAUAUAGCCUGUUGGUGAACAUUGCAAACUUGUAAUAAUAUAUAAUGUUUGUAUAAAUAAAGUACUGUUUGAGGAGCAUUGCUGGAAUGUUAGCUUGUUUUUCAACAUAUGUAAACCAAUGACUGGAGAGCGAAAAAUCAUGAAAAUCACAGACAAACUUUGUAAAGACGGUGGGAAAACCAAGAUAUUUGGUUUGAAUCAACUGAAUCAGUCUAAGUUGUCAAGUUGCUGUGGACACUUAUUUGGCUGUCUCCAUAGGAGAAUCCUUUUGUUUCUAGGUACAACCCUUUUUAGUUAAAGGUAAAAACCAUUUUGGGUUCCAUGUAGAACCCUCUGUGGAAAAGGUUCUACAUGGAGCCCACAAGGAUUCUACCUGGAACCAAAAUGGUUCUACCUGGAACCAAAAAUGGUUCUUCAAAGGGUUCUCCUAUGUGGACAGCUGAUAGGUUCUACAUAGCACCUUUUUUUCUAAGAGUGUAGCAGUUUCACUAGAUACCCUUAUCUAUCUUUUCCCCCAUCUCUCUUUCCCUCCCUCCUGUCCUCACAGCUCUCAUUUGGCAGCUGAAUAUCCAAAGAGAGCCAAUCAUUUCUAUUAUGUCAUACAGAAGGAUACAUGAGACAUAUGUCUCACAUGGUGGCCAUUUUCAUUCGUUACACCUAAUUGUUAUCAUAAGGCCCCAUCUUGCACAUUGUUUCAACUGAGUGUUUACCAGCUGUGGCUGGCUGCUUGUGCUUAUGUCAGUAUCCAGGUCCGUGUUCAGUAUUGCACAAUGUUGUGAAGUGUUCCCAAUGACAGAAAUGUCUCUCUGACAAGGAAAGUAAGGAAUCAUGUCAGCUUUUUAUCUCUGCAACAUUCAGUACAUUGCACCUUUCUGAACGCAACCCAGGGUAUGCAGGCGCUGCCGUCUGUCUGUCCGUCUGUCUCUGUCUGCCAGGUGGUCUGUAAUGCAGAAUGAUCGUGUCUUUAGCAAAAAUGUUGUGAAACCAUGCCCACAGUAUUUAACUCACACACAAUAGUAGGCUUGCAGUGAAGUUAAUUAGUGUCUCUAUUUCAACUUUGUUCCCGGUCCACUCCAUGGCUGCAGACACACAGGCAGAACGUUUCAGAGAGCCAGUGGUUUAGUCUCAUGCCUGGCAUGCUUGGGGUCAGUGGUGAGGGGGGGCCAUGGGUGGGCAGGGGGAGGGGGGUGAGGUGAGGCGGGUGGUGCCAGCCCUGGGUGUCCACACAGUUGCGUAGUGAACAUGAUAAGCACAGUCUCCUGCCAGCUGUCCAAAUAGUGCCCAGUCGUAGCGGGAGAGGAGAAUGGAAAAGUGUGCAAACAGACCCUUUUACUGAAGAGGAAAGGCACACACCGCCGUAACAAAGGUUCAUUCUAUGUUUCAGUUUGAUUUCCAGACCAAUGAAAACAGACAGGCUUUGAGGCGGUAGAUAGAUUGUACUGUAUACACACGGACAUGGACACACGGCCAUGCAUGGACACUUCUGAGGGCUUACAUUAACUGGUGGAUUUGCCCUCAGUAUAUCUGAGUGGGUGUGUAUGCCUUCAUUUUUUCCACAAACAUUCUCCAUCCUUUCUUUCCUUAGUUCAUGACAUAGGGAGAGAGAGUGUGUGAAUGUGUGUCUGUGUGUAAGAGCAGAGCAACAAUUUGUUCACAUAUGUUUACAUUUGCUUAGUUACCAUGCCAUGAAACGUGUAACUCCCAUCCCCCCGCAGUCUCAUGUUCAAAGCCAAUUUCAUGUUGUGAAACAAAGUAGGAUCAUGGGUGAGUUACUAGAAGAUGACCUCCAUUAUACAACCAUCCAUCCAGAGGGGCUGGAGCAGAAAUAAAGAGCAGCAACACCUGACUGCAAAGCUCCUUUCACUCAAACACGCCAACAACUCACUAGUGUGUGUGCUACUCCCUAAGUACUGGGUUUCUAACUGUGUGUUGACAGACGGGCAAGGAAGAGCCCCAUGUCUUCAAGGAGAAGACUUUUAAGAAGAGGCGUCAGUGUGGGGUGUGUCGUCAGAGUGUGGACAGCAUGGAUACUUGCGAGGUGAGGCGGUAAACCUCCCGAGCGGGACGCGGGACGAGAGUAGGAGCCAGAGAGGAGAUGGAGAGAAGAGGGGAGGAGAGAUGAGAGAGCGGAGCGAGGAGAGAGAGAGAGAGGAGACAGGCAGACUCUGAGAUCAUGAGCUUACGAUCUCUACACGAGACAUCUCUCUAUCUCUCUCUUACUAUCUAGUUGCUCGUCUCUAUCUCCUCUUAUACACUCCCGCUCAUCUCUCUCUAUCUCUCUACUCUCUUUUUCUCAGACUCUCUCUCUUUCUCAGACUCUCUCUCCUGCUCUCUCUCCCACUCUCUCUCUCUCUCUCUCUCUCUCUCUCUCUCUCUCUCUCUCUCUCUCUCUCUCUCCACCCUCCUCCAUGGAGGAUCCUGUUCAGCUGGCACUCCUGUUAGCUCUAGCUCGCUGUCUCUCUCAGAGCCAACAUCCUCCUGACUGGAAGCUGAUCAUUGUCUAGGGAGAUCAGAUCAGUUAGAUCAUGUUUUUAACAAUGCUACAUCAAAUACACAAAAUUAACCUGGAUGUUGGAAGCUGACUAAUAUUCCAUUCUCUGUCUCCCUUUGUUCCAUUCUUAUCCUUCUCUCUCCAGUGUGUAAAACAGCCACUCACAAGAAAUGCGAGGCAA
Messenger RNA from Coregonus sp. 'balchen', 9900 nucleotides. NCBI's taxonomy places the organism in Eukaryota, Metazoa, Chordata, Actinopteri, Salmoniformes, Salmonidae. The record is from the annotation of a GenBank genome assembly.